Molecule: messenger RNA, 219 nt
Organism: Blepharisma stoltei
Lineage: Eukaryota; Ciliophora; Heterotrichea; Heterotrichida; Blepharismidae
Source: the annotation of a GenBank genome assembly
AUGGGAAUAUGUAUCAGGUCGAGUUUCAUUUGUGGAGCACAAUUUCAGAUUAGGUCGAUCCCAGUUGACAUUCAGGUCAAGGUUUUUUCCUCAAGGGAAGAUGAAAGUCUUGGAUUUGGAAAAAGGAGUCCCAGCAAAACAAGUGGCUUUACUUCUCCAAUUCUCGAAAGUAAUAUCAGGUGUUGUUUCCUAAGUUAUGAGAUCCAUUUUGACGGAUAA